Lottia gigantea (owl limpet) is the source of this 279-nucleotide messenger RNA. RefSeq lists its product as hypothetical. The record is from RefSeq and is a predicted model, not a curated record. The annotation marks the transcript as partial. NCBI's taxonomy places the organism in Eukaryota, Metazoa, Mollusca, Gastropoda, Lottiidae. The transcript has a single exon.
UCUGACCAUAUGAGAAGCUCUGACCAUACGAGAAUCUCGGACCAUACCAUAAUCUCUCACCAUACAAGGAUCUCCGACAAUACAAGAAGCACUGGCCAUAUUAGGAGCUCUGACCAUACGAGGAGCUCUGACCAUACAAGAAUCUCUGACCUCAUGAGGAGCUCUGAUCAUACGAGAAUCUCUGACCUUAUGAGAAGCUUCGACUUACAGAGAAUUUCUGACCAUAUCAGGAGCUCUGACCUUACUAUGAGCUCUGACUUUAUGAGAAGCUGUCCAUAG